CGUUCACCUGGGACCAGAAUGAGCGUCGCUGGUUGCCAAGUGCAACGUAUGGCAAACUUGAACUCAAGAGUUUAGGCUACUUCACGCCACGAACUUGAUUUUGUAUACUUUAAAACACCGUUUCGUUUCAAUGUUGGCUGGCGGUGGUGGGGAAUGUCAUAUUGAUUCAUUCGUGUUUUUUGCUAAACAUAAGAUAGCGUGUUUAUUUGCUAACGUUGCAAGUUGUCAUUGACUUGAAUAGCUUGCAAGCUUGCCAAUUAACCGGUAACGUUAGGCUAUUUCAUUUAACCAGCCCGCUAACAGUUAUAGGCUGUGUCAGUGAAAAUAACAGAAGAUUUUUUUUUGCGGCUGCAUGGCACUAUCUGAGAUUACGGCUUCAUUUUCAAAGUUAGGUAUGCCUACAGAUGAUAGGGAUGACAGUCUUCGUGCCACCUUGACAGCUCAGAGAGAUGCUACAGCCUUCUUUGAGAAGUAUGACAGAAGGGAGCUCCAGGAGUUGCUGACUCUCACAACCUGUAACUGGCUAAUGUGCGGUGAUGAUUUCACUCUGCCUGUGGAGUUGCCUCCUGGAAUCAUUAAACAAAUGAAAAACUUCACGCAGUCCAACAUCACUGUCCUUGCGCCUUAUGACUCAAGUACGCUACUGGAUUACAAAGUUGUCCAUCAAAUCAUCAGGGAACUUACAGUUGGAAUCUACUGCUUUAAUCAAGUCCCAAUCAUCAGUCUUGAACCCAAUUAUGAUAAGAGCACCACGUGUCAGCUGACACCUGCUUAUUUUGAUACUAAAGUGGGGCAGAUUUUGAUCAACAUAGACUACACGAUCAAAGCUCUCUGGCAUGGGGCGAUAAUUCCCAGAGACAAACGGGUCCGUUUUUCUGAACUGUGGCGAUCCAGUAUGGGAGUGGAUUCCAGCGGAGUCCCACAGACUAAGAAGAACAUGCUUACAGAGUUUCUUACAGCAGGUUUAAUGGACAUUUCAGAGGAUCCUGCAUACCAGGGCAUAUACGUCGACCCUAGCCCCGACCCUACCUAUAACCCAAACCACACGGAUGAGGAGAGGCUCUUUCAACAGUACUCUGACAGCGUCCUGCUGAAGCUCACGUCCUACCUGACCGCCACCCAUCAGCAGGAGAACCUGUUCUCGUUCGAGAGCACCCACAGUCUGGCCAGCGGGCUGCGGCUCACCGAGGACAAACUGGAGCUGGCCACCUACCAGAGGCUGCAGCAGCGGCUGGCUCGCCAAGUGCGGGUGGUAAGGGAGAGCCUGGCGCGGCGGCCCGACGUCCGCACAGACCUGGCCUACCUCCACCUCAUCACCUUCCUGGUGCCCCUACUGGUGGGCCUGAAGAAGAAGAUGAAGAUCCCAGACCUGUCAAAGGUGCUUCCAGGUUUCUCAGGAGAUAAACUGAAGACGGAGAGGGAGCUGCCUCCUCUCAUCCUUGGACCUGCAUUUGCUUGUAAGCAUUUUCCAUACAAGGAAUAUGAAUACUUUCACCUGCAUGGUGGGAUUGAAAUUGAUGUGGGGACGCCUAAUCUCGCAGAGUUUUCUCAGGACAUUAAGGGGAAUUUCACUAAUAUCCAGAGACUUGCGGCUGAUUGUUUGAAUGACCUUCUUCAUCAAGACACAACGUACAAAGAACACUUCCCCAUACCGGUUAUUGACAUUGAUGGGAAAAGCUAUCAUGUGAUCUCCAUUGAGUUGGGGUCCCUCUACCCCCAGCCCUGCCUGACCCAGUGGUGGGAGGCUCUGAAUAGCUCCAUCAAAGCCCUCAGGAAGAAACGCCUCCCGCUAACGGACAUUCAACUCCACGAGGAGUUUAAGAAGACCUUUGGGUACAAGAAGGCCAUUCAGUGUAAGAGUGUGCCAUUUGGGCUGAGGGCGGCGGCCGAGCGUGGCCUGUCGGCUGUGUUUCAGACGCUCUGCCGUAAGAAUUCACCGUCACAUCUGGGCGCCAUUGACGAGCAGGGCUACACACUGCUUCACCAUGCCGCCAUUCACAACCAGACACACGUUGUGUGCCUGCUGGCCGUGGCGGGGGUCAACCUGAACCAGGCGCGCAGCAGGAGGUUCAACCACACAGUCAAGAAUGGAGUGGAUGUGCAGUUAAAAGAAGGAACAGGACCCACGCCACUGCACCUGGCUGCACAGUGCGGCUCCCUAGAGGCCCUGAACUGUCUGCUGGCGCUGCAGGCUGACUACACAAUAGUGGACCGCAGAGGCUGGAUGGCCGUCCACUUCGCAGCCUACUACGGCCACGUGGCCUGCAUCCAGGCGCUCUGGAGAAAGGACGCUGAUUUGGUCGAGUGUCGCACCAAUGCUGAGUACCGUAGCUCUCCACUGCUGCUGUCUGCUACAUCAGGCGCUGUGGAGGCUCUGCAGUACCUGCUGUCCAUCGGUGCAGACUGGAGGCAGACGGACAGCAAAGGCAACAAUGCUGUGCAGCUGGCCGCUCUUUACUUCCACAUAGACGUCCUGUUGCUGCUCACUGAGUUGAACUUGGAAGGGCUGCCUGUAUGGAAGAUCCUUGUAGACAUGCUCCACAGUGAGGACCAUAGGAGACUGGAGAUGUCCAUCAGGUGUCUGGAGGUGCUCUGUGUGAGGGUGGACACCUUUUGGAAAGACAUCAUGGAUGCAGGUGGGAUAGUGUCUCUGGUGGAGCUGCUCCGCAGUGGCAAGGCCCUGUUCCAGCGGCUGGCGGCGGCCGUGGUGUGCCACGUGUCGGAGCGGCCGCCGGUGUGCGAGGCCCUGGUGCGGUACGGGGCCGUGCCGGCGCUGGUGCACCUGCUCAGCUGCCCCCAGCCCGAGCUCCACUCGCGCUGCGCCGUCAUUCUGGCCGACAUGGCCGCACACAGUGACCAGUACAAGGUCCUCAUCGCCCAGCUGGGUGGGAUUACCCUCCUGGUGAAGCUGCUGAGCUCCAGCCUGCAGGACGUGCUGGUGAAUACCGUGCGAUGUCUACGGACCCUGUGUGUGGGCAGCCCUGCCAGCCAGAGUGCUGUGGCACAGUCUGGGGGGAUUCCCCAUCUGGUGGAGUUCCUGAUGGUCAAUUCUGAAGCCCUGCAGGAGGAAGCGUGUCUGGCUUUAGCGGAACUGGCCCUCGGCCACCGGGAGAACCAGGAGGACAUCUGCUCGGCCGGAGCGGUGAGCCCUCUGGUGCGGAUCCUACGCAGUCGCAGGAUGCCUGCCCAGGUCAAGGCUGCCAGAGCAUUAGAGGCCAUAGCUGACCACAACGCCACAAUACAGACUCGCUUUUUGAAAACGUCUGCCACCAAACACCUCCUGCGACUCUUGAAGGUGUUUCAGGUGGACAUCCGAGAGCAGGGAGCCGUGUCUCUGUGGGCCUUGGCUGGACAGACGCUGCGGCAGCAGAAACAGAUGGCCGAGAGCAUCGGCUACCACUACAUCCUGGACCUGCUUCUGUCCUCCUCUGAUAGGAUGCAGUAUGUUGGUUGCCAAGCGGUCAUUGCCCUGAGUCACGACUGCUCUGCCCACCAGAAUGGCCUGCUGAAGGAGAACGUGGUGCCCCCACUCGUACGUCUGCUCCGGGGGACCCGCACCAAAGAGAGGACCCUCCUCAGCGUCAUCACCGCCUUGGCCAGUCUAUGCAUGGGUGUAGCCCAUACAAACAAUACAACCUCUCAGGGAAUCAUCUAUGAAGAGAAAGCUAUUCCUACUCUUUUGGAACUGUUGAAGACCCAUGAGUCCCUGCAUGUCAAGGUUCAAGUUGCCCAGACUCUAGCUUGUGUAUUGCUGGGAAACCUGGAUCUCCAAGCAGUGUUUUGGGAGCAAGAGGAAUUCUCAUAUGAAAUCAUCCUGGAUCUCCUGCAAUUACCUCACAAGAACAUCUGCCUGGAGGCUGGCUAUGCCUUAUCUCUCUUUGCAUACAACAACACAUCCCAGCAAACAGCCAUACUGAAGACUGGAGGAGUUUCCAUAGCAAUUUAUGAAUCCUUCUUGGAGUCAGAUAAUGAAACUGAAAGAGCCAAAGCAGCAUUUCAGACAGUUGUGCUGGCUAAGGUGAUAACAGACACAGACCAUGUGACUCUGUCUGCCAGAGGUGUAACAAUCCUCUCUGAGCUGCUCCAGUCACACAGUCCUGAUACCGUUGUCUUAACAGCUGAAUUGCUAGCCAGCCUGGCUCACACCAGAGCCGGUAUCCCAGACGCCAUUGUCACUAUGGGGUCCGUGGUCCACCUCUCAGCUCAUCUUAACUCACCAGAGGAAGAGGUGCGCACUGCGUGUGCGACUGCACUUGGGUACCUCACCUUCAACCGUCACGCUCACCGUCUGCUGCUGGUGGAAUGCCGGAACACUCCGUCUACGUAUGACCUGCUGACUCAGCACCUCAGUGAAGACGCCAAAAUAUCAUCAGUCUUCACUGAUGAGUUCAGAAGACAGAAAAUCGUUGGCCUUCCUUCUCUAAGCUUGGAGAUAAAUGGAGGUCCGCCUGUACUUCAACGAAGUGCGACAGGUAUGUCCAAGCGGCUGAGUGACACAACUGGUCUGUCGGAGUCUAAGACUCGCUUUGAGAGGACCAAGUCUGCCCCAGUGCUUCAGCUCCACAGGGCGAAGAGCCGACCAGCCACCGUCAGAGCAGGCACUUCACACGGCUCACGGUUCACCCACGAGAGACCCCCGCAGGACGAGGCGCGCUAACAACUCCUCUACUACUCAGAGCUGCAUGAAGAACCAUAAUUUGAACCAUUAAGAACAUCACAGAACUGAUGACUAUGAGACCUAACACUAGAAAAGCUGAGACAUCUCCACAUCCAUGUGAAAAUAUGGUCAGAUGACACUGAAACAUGAAAGUUUUGAAUAAAUAGCAAAGA
Messenger RNA from Alosa sapidissima (American shad), 4830 nucleotides. RefSeq names its product ankyrin and armadillo repeat containing (gene ankar). The coding region runs from base 353 to 4657 and encodes 1434 amino acids. The transcript has 23 exons. The record is from RefSeq and is a predicted model, not a curated record. Lineage: Eukaryota; Metazoa; Chordata; Actinopteri; Clupeiformes; Clupeidae. Gene Ontology annotation, molecular function: protein binding.